Messenger RNA from Diuraphis noxia (Russian wheat aphid), 1789 nucleotides. It is a transcript of the gene Pdcd4, whose product is annotated as Programmed cell death 4. Gene Ontology annotation, biological process: negative regulation of DNA-templated transcription. Gene Ontology annotation, cellular component: nucleus; cytosol. The record is from RefSeq and is a predicted model, not a curated record. Lineage: Eukaryota; Metazoa; Arthropoda; Insecta; Hemiptera; Aphididae.
UUUGAUCAGUGUAUUAAAAUUCAAUGUAUAUUUAGAAAGAUUUUUUUUGUUUAUUAGGUGGUGCUGGUGGCAAAGGCGUUUGGGGAAAGUUAGGCGAAGAGAGUGAUAUCGAUGCUGCUAUUGAUAUGAAGGAUCCUAAUUAUGAUAGUGAUUUGUUGGAUGAUGACAAUAUUGUGCUGAGAGAAAUCACCCCAGAAUCAUCUGAUGAAGAACUCAAGAAUUCUAUUACAUUUAAUAUUCUCGAGUAUUAUGAACAUGGUGAUACUGAUGAAGCAGCAAUGACACUAAGCGAGCUAAACAUAGUUAGCAAAUGGCAUUUGAUAACUCAAGUUGCUGUUGAAGUAGCUCUCGAGCAUAAACCAUCACAGAGAGAAAUGACUUCAGUAUUGAUAUCAGAUUUAUAUGGGCGUUUAAUCAAGCAAAAGGAAAUAGCCCAGGGAUUUGAUGUUAUAUUGGCUAAUCUUCCUGAUCUCAUUCUUGAUACUCCUGAUGCUCCUAUUGUUGUUGGUUUGUUCUUAGCCAGAACCAUAGCAGAUGACUGUCUCCCACCAAAAAUAAUAGACUUUUUUAAGGAGAAAAACUACAGUGAUUUAGCAAAUCAAGCAUUGAUCAAGGCCCAUAACUUGUUGAAUAUAAAACACGGACUGACCAGACUUGAUAAUGUUUGGGGUGUUGGUGGUAGCCUGAGACCAGUGCAGUAUCUUGUGAGACAAAUGAACAUGCUUUUGGAUGAAUAUUUAUGUUCUGGUGAUCUACAAGAGGCUAUCAGAUGUAUUUUGGAAUUGGAAGUACCACAUUUCCAUCAUGAACUUGUUUAUGAGGCUGUUAUUGAUGUUAUUGAAGCUAUGAAUACUCAUACUGAAGUUUCUAUGUGCAAAUUACUUAAAGCAUUGUAUGAUGCUAUUAUUAUAACUCCUGAAAUGAUGAAUAAAGGUUUUGAUAGAGUAUUUGAUGUUCUUGAUGAUAUAUCAAUUGAUGUUCCAUUAGCAUCUGCUGUCCUUGAACGUUUUUUGGAUAAGUGCAUCAACGCUGGGAUUUUGCAAAGGGAUGUGUUGCUUAAAAUACCAACUAGAGCAUCACGUAAACGAUAUGUAUCUGAAGGUGAUGGUGGUCGCCUCAAAGAAGCAUAAUAAAACAAAUAAAAGAACCAUUAUCAGACCUAUACUCCUCUUCUCCUCUACCUCUAGAGUACAGUAUUUUUUUUUCUCAACUUGAUUUGAUUUGAUUUUUUUUUUUGUCAUUGUCAUUAUUUAAUAAGAUAUUAAUUAUAAAAUAUAAUUAUAUCAUUAAAAUUAAAAUCGACCUUAGAAUUUAACACUAAUUUCCAUAUUCCAACACUACUUUUAGUAAUGUAAGUAAAAAUGUGUUAUGGAUAUGCUAACAAUUGUACUACUUAGCUGUAUUAUUAUUGUUAUUAUGCCAGCUAAGUUAUUGCUUAUGAAUGUUAAAGAUAUAAUAUAUUAUUAAUACUUCAAGAAUUUAGAAUUGAUUAUAAGCAAUAUUAGUUGUCCCAAUAAUAACAUGAAUUUAUCAUUUAUUAAAUUAUUAUAUUCAUGUUUGACAUAUUAGUUUAUACUGUACUCAUUAGCAUCACGUGGUCGAAUGAAUUAGGGAGUUCUUAUUAAAAUUUAAGGUACAUUAAAAAAAAAAAACUUUCUUAACUAUAAAUUUUUUUUUAGAUUGUACAAUUCAUUGGCUUUUGAGAUAGUUUAUGCAGAUAAUUUUUUUACUACUUUUUCAUGUAAAUUUAUUCGACAUUUUAAAUUUAUGUAUUGUGUAUUUUCCAAAU